This is a messenger RNA of Aspergillus mulundensis, 1059 nucleotides long. RefSeq lists its product as uncharacterized. The record is from RefSeq and is a predicted model, not a curated record. The coding region runs from base 1 to 1059 and encodes 352 amino acids. NCBI's taxonomy places the organism in Eukaryota, Fungi, Ascomycota, Eurotiomycetes, Eurotiales, Aspergillaceae. The transcript is spliced from 2 exons.
AUGGCAAACUCCAGCGAAUUCGGACCCCUUACACCUGCCAUCGAGGUGGCUGCGGCGUUCCCCAACAACAUCCACGGCAAGACGGUCAUUAUAACCGGAGUCUCUCCCAAAAGCCUGGGUCUUGCAACUGCUGCUGCCUUUGCCUCCCAGUCGCCUGCAAAUCUUAUUCUGACCGGAAGGUCUCCCGACAAAGUCGAGGCUGCCAUCAAUGAGCUCAAAUCCAUCUACCCGAACGUCAAAUACCAUGCCUUGAUUCUGGAUCUCGCAUCCCAGUCCUCUGUCCGAGCGGCCGCCGCCCAGCUUAACAAGGACGCCUCGAUCCCCUCGGUCGACAUUCUCAUCAACAACGCCGGAGUCAUGGCCAUCCCCACAUUGACAACGCCGGACUUCGCAACAAACCACAUCGGCCACUUCCUCUUCACCAACCUCAUCCUGCCGAAACUCAUCAAGGCCGCCUCGACCUCCUCGACCCCAACCCGGAUCAUCAACGUCACCUCGUUCGGGCACCAGUUCUCCCCCGUGCGCUUCUCCGACGUCAAUUUCACCAAGGCCGGCGCGGAGCUCCCCGAGUCAGAGCGUCCGGAGUACCAGAAGACCGAGUUCUUCACGGGUAAGAGCCAUGCAGACGACGUCUACUACGGCUUCUUCUCGUACGCCCAGUCGAAAACAGCUAAUAUUCUGCACUCGGUCGCCCUGAACCAGAAGCUGUGGGAGAAGCACGGCAUCGCCUCGUUUGCUGUGCAUCCUGGGGCCGUUGAUACGAAUAUUAACCGCCAUGCUACGCCGAGUGAUAUUGAGCUGGCCUUGAAAAGGGUCAAAGAGCUUGGCUUUGAUUCUGCGCAGAAGACGCCAGGGCAAGGCGCGAACACGACGGUUUUUGCUGCGGUUGGCUCUGAUCUAAGACCUGUUGGUUUUGAGGGGGAUCAUGCCAGGGGGGCUUAUCUUGCGGACUGUAAGGUGGAUGAUGAGAAUGUUGCUGCCUUUGCGACGAACAAGGUCUUUGCGGAGAGACUUUGGGCUUUGAGUGAGGAGCUGGUGGGGGAGAAGUUUGAUUUCUGA